Lotus japonicus is the source of this 1875-nucleotide messenger RNA. Its product is annotated as actin-97-like. The transcript is spliced from 6 exons. Lineage: Eukaryota; Viridiplantae; Streptophyta; Magnoliopsida; Fabales; Fabaceae. The record is from RefSeq and is a predicted model, not a curated record. Bases 655 to 1695 code for a protein of 346 amino acids.
UCUCAUUUUCUUUUCAAAACAAACACAGCAUUAAAUUCUCGUAGUGGUGAGAAAUCGCGAGAGGGAGAGAACGAGAACGAGGGGAAUGACACGGAGGGAUUGAAAGGCACGGUGGUUACUGCGAUUUUGGCCGGGGAAGGUAGCAGGGGGUUUCAAGGUGAAGCCACGACGGUGGCCGCAAUUUUCAGGUGAUGUGGUGGCUGGGUUGAUGGUUCUGUGUGAGAUGGUUGUGCUGAGUUGGGGGUUUGGGUCUUAUGGUUGUUUGGUACCUCCGGUGACGGAAGCCACCGUGGGUCACCAGAAAAUAUAGAGACUAUCAUGAUUGAUUACAGAGGCUGAUUCUUCAGGGUGAAGAACUGUGAAGGUUAAUGUGUGCUUUAGAAGGGAACUAAUAUCUGGUAUAUGAAGAUGCUCAUGAGUCAAUGGAUCAAUACUCCAAGGAACUGUGACAAAUGGAAGAGGAUUUAUUGAGGAUGAUUCACUUAAGCUCCAAUGCAGAUAUCUCUUUCCAUUGAUACGUUUCAAGUGGCUUAUGGAGUUUCCUAUGGACUGUGAUUGGUGUGCAGUGGCGAAAAAAAACUGGCUGCAUUUGCCGGAGACGAUGCUCCACGUGCUGUGUUUCCUAGCAUUCUGGGCGCUCGUCGCAGUGGCGUGAUGCAUGGCCAAGGCAACAAAGAUUAUUAUGUCGGUGAUGAGGCACAGUCUAGGUGUGGAACUCUGAACAUCAAGUAUCCCAUGGAAAAGGGAAUCGUAACCGAUUGGGAUGCCAUGGAAAGGGUUUUGCAUCAUACCUUGUAUGAGGAGCUUCAUGUUGCCCCAGAAGAGCAUCCAGUUCUACUAAGUGAUGCUCCUCUUAAACCCAAGGCUAAUCGUGAGAAAAUGGCCCAAGUCAUGUUUGAAACUUUUAAUACCCCAGCUUUGUGUGUAUCAAUUGGAGCUUAUCUUGCACUACUUGCAAGUGGUCGUGUGACUGGAAUUGUGUUGGACUCGGGUCACGGUGUCACCUGCGCUGUCCCUAUCUACGAGAAUUAUGUCUUCAAAGAAGCCAUCCAUCGUGGCGACGUGGCGGGUGGUGACCUCACGGAUUUCUUGAAGGAGGCUUUGACAGAGCGAGGGUAUGAUAAUUUAACCUCCUCAGCUGCUGACCGUGAAAUUGUAAGGGAGAUGAAAGAAAAGCUGGCUUACGUUGCGCUUGACUAUGAGCAAGAAAUGGAGAAAGCUAAGAACAAUCCUUCUUCUGUGGAGAAGCACUACGAGUUGCCUGAUGGGCAGGAAAUCAUCACCGUUGGCAGCGAGCGUUUCAGAUGUCCGGAAGUCCUAUUCCAACCAUCCAUGAUAAGGCGUGACCCUUUGGCAAAAACUGGAAUUCAUGAAAUGAUAAAUGAAUCCAUAAGGAAAUGUGAUGAUGAAGAGGUUAGGAAACAUCUAUAUGGCAAUAUUGUCCUAUCAGGAGGAUCAACCUUGUUCCCAGGAAUUGCUGAUAGAUUGACCAAAGAAAUUUCUGCAUUAGCCCCUAGGGGCAUGAAGAUCAAAGUGAUAGCACCACCUGAGAGGAUAUACAUGGUCUGGAUUGGUGGUUCUGUAUUGGCGUCACUCUCCUCCUGCCAACAGAUGUGGAUUACAAAGGCAGAAUAUGAUGAUUGUGGGCCAUCAAUCGUGCAUAAAGAUAAAGAUAAUCUGUUUGGGAAUAAGUAAGGUGGUUGAAUGGGAAAGAUUACUAUUACAAUUCCUUGAGAAAGCAAUGCGCAAAUUAAAACCCUUUCUUAUAGCUUUUGGUAUUUGUUCAUGGAGUUCUCAUGUUUGUGAAUUUAAUUUAUUUAUUAUGGAAAUCAUGGCUAAGCAAUCCGUAUAAUUAAAUUAAAUAAGUUUCCUUGU